This is a messenger RNA of Erinaceus europaeus (western European hedgehog), 1716 nucleotides long. Its product is annotated as galactoside alpha-(1,2)-fucosyltransferase 2-like. The coding region runs from base 78 to 1301 and encodes 407 amino acids. NCBI's taxonomy places the organism in Eukaryota, Metazoa, Chordata, Mammalia, Eulipotyphla, Erinaceidae. Gene Ontology annotation, biological process: carbohydrate metabolic process. The transcript has 3 exons. The record is from RefSeq and is a predicted model, not a curated record. Gene Ontology annotation, cellular component: membrane. Gene Ontology annotation, molecular function: galactoside 2-alpha-L-fucosyltransferase activity.
UUCAGAUCUCUGUCAGCAGAGCCCAUCACUUGGCUCCCCGCGCUUGGACUCUCCGCGUCUGCCAGGCCCCUGUCAUCAUGGCCACCGCACAUUUGGUCUCUUACCCAGGUGCAGAGAGGACUGUAAUAAUGAUCAGAGGGACAUCGAGCCCUGUGUCCAGGAAGGACCCCAGCCUGCCUGCCUGCCAGGAACCCCCACCAGGCUCACUCCCCUUCACUGUAGGGGACACUGCAUCCCCCCAAGGAGCCUCAGAAGCAGCCUGGCAUAGAAGGCUCAAGGCAGCUAUCUCAAGGUGUUGGGUCACCUGUCCUUCCUUCUCCAUCGUCUGCUUCCUCCUCACCAUCUUCUUGGCAUCCAUCCUCUUCUACAGUUACCAGCGUCUGGCUCAGGUACCCACGUCCUUGCUCUACCCAGCCCCUGUGGUCCUGUCGCCCAAUGACUUGGCCCAGGAUGGCAUGUUCACCAUCAACUCCAUAGGCCGCCUCGGGAACCAGAUGGGGGAGUACGCCACGCUGUACGCACUGGCCAAGAUGAAUGGGCGCCCAGCCUUCAUCCCGCCCCAGAUGCAUGACUGGCUAGCCCCCCUCUUCAGAAUCAGCCUCCCCAUCCUGCACGGCACCACAGCCAGCCUAUUCCCAUGGAGCAACUAUAAACUGAACGACUGGAUGGAGGAGCAGUACCGCCACAUCCCAGGGCAGUAUGUGCGCCUGACGGGCUACCCCUGCUCCUGGACCUUCUACCACCACCUGCGCCAGGAGAUCCUGCAUGAGUUCACUCUGCACGACCACUUGAGGGAGGAGGCCCAGAGGCUGCUGCGAGGCCUGAUGGUGAACGGGAGCCAGCCCAGCACCUUUGUGGGGGUGCAUGUGCGCAGGGGGGACUAUGUCUACCUCAUGCCCAAAGUCUGGAGGGGCGUGGUGGCUGACAGGGGCUACCUGCAGCAGGCCCUGGCCUGGUUCCGCACCCACCACAGCUCCCCUCUGUUCGUGGUGACCAGCAAUGACAUGGCCUGGUGCCGAGACAACAUUGAUGCCUCCCGUGGGGAUGUGGUGUUUGCUGGCAAUGGCCUGGAGGGCUCUCCCAGCAAGGACUUUGCGCUGCUCAUGCAGUGUAACCACACCAUCAUGACCGUUGGGACUUUUGGGGUCUGGGCAGGCUACCUCACAGGGGGACAGACCAUCUACCUGGCCAAUUACACCCUCCCAGACUCCCCUUUCCUCUCCAUCUUUAAGCCUGAGGCUACCUUCCUGCCAGAGUGGAUUGGGAUCCCGGCAGACCUGUCCCCACUCCUCAAGCACUGAUAACUUUUCUCUGUCCCCCGUUGAGCCCCACCUCCACCCCCAGGGCACCAGGAGUGCAUGGUGAUGUGCCUCUGGACCAUUUCUUGGUAUUUUAGAAUGCUUUAGGCUGCAAGUAACACAUAUCCCAACUCUGCUCUUUAAAAAACACAUUUUUGUGUAUCCAACAACAACCGGAUGUGACACAUGGCCAGGAUUGUGGCUUCAACUACGGAGACCAUCACCAGCGACCUCUACCCCAUCGUCUCCUGACUCGCUUUCCUCACAGUCCUUGGAGGGCUGCCAAAUAAUUUGGUGGCACACUCAAGACAACCUCUCCAGGAAGCAGAAAGAAGUUCUUUUCUUGAUUUUUUUAAAAAUCUAACUAUAUUGAUUUACUAUAGGUUUGUAAGACUAUAAAAUUUGGAACAUUUGGCUU